Molecule: messenger RNA, 1794 nt
Organism: Triticum turgidum subsp. durum (durum wheat)
Lineage: Eukaryota; Viridiplantae; Streptophyta; Magnoliopsida; Poales; Poaceae
Source: the annotation of a GenBank genome assembly
AUGGGAGGUUUUGAAGAUGAUGAACCGCCAUCAAAACGGGCAAGAGCAUCCUCAGUAGAAUCAGCAACUUUGUCAGACAUCCCCUGUUAUUCUAAACCCACUAAUCCUUUGGGAGGUACAAUGGCUAGACCUUUGACUUCCCAAGGGAAAGAAGUUAUGGUUGGUUCUAAAGGUUUAAUUAAGAGGGAUGAAUUUGUGAGGAUAAUCACAAAAUCUCUGUAUACUCUAGGAUAUGAAAAAACUGGAGCUGUUCUUGAGGAAGAAUCAGGUAUAACACUGCAUUCCCCACCAGUGAAUGUUUUCAGAAAGCAGGUGCUUGAUGGGAAUUGGGACAGUGCCGUAGUUACCUUGAACACACUUGAUCUUCUGGAUGAAAACAUUGUGAAGUCUGCAGUAUUUUUGUUAUUGGAGCAGAAAUUUUUUGAACUUCUGAGAAAUGGCAAUGUCAUGGGUGCUAUGAAGACGCUGCAAAGUGAAAUCUCCCCCCUUGGCAUUAACAGAAAAAGAGUUCAUGAAAUGGCAAGUUGCUUAAUUUCUUCUCCGCAAAACGUCUUGGUUGGUUUUUCAAAGCCUGGAAUUGAAUCUUCUAACUCACGGUUUAAGCUCCUAGAGGAAUUGCAAAAGGUGCUCCCCCCUACCGUUAUGGUACCUGAGAGGAGGUUAGAGAAUUUAGUUGAACAGGCACUUACUGUACAACGUGAAGCUUGUUAUCUACAUAAUUCUGUUGAUGGCCUGUCACUCUAUAUCGAUCAUCACUGUGGGAGAGAUCAGAUACCAUCUCAAGUGCUGCAGGUUUUGUGUGCACACAGUGACGAAGUAUGGUUUCUCCAAUUUUCAAACAAUGGGAAGUAUUUAGCAUCGGCAUCAAACGAUAAAACUGCAGUCAUAUGGAAGGUUGAUGAAGAUGGAGAACUAUUGCUGAAGCAUACAUUGACUGGUCAUGAGAAACCAGUGAUGAUGGUUGCAUGGAGCCCUGAUGAUUGCCAGCUUCUCACAUGUGGAAUGGAAGAAGUCAUCCGGCGCUGGGAUGUUGAAUCUGGCGAAUGUAUUCAUGUUUAUGAAAAAUAUGGCGUUGGUCUGUUGUCAUGUGGUUGGUUUCCAGAUGGAAAGCAAAUAUUGUCUGGUUUAAAUGAUCAAAGCCUUUGCUUGUGGGAUUUAGAUGGAAAACAAGCAGAUUGCUGGGAAGGGCAGAGGUCAACGAAAACAUCUGAUUUUGCUGUCUCAAAAGAUGGCAAACUUAUAAUAAGCACCAGUAGAGAUUCCGCAAUUCUGUUAUUCAAUAGGGACACAAAACAGGAGAGGCUGAUUGAAGAGGAGCAUACAGUCACUUCAUUUUCUCUUUCGGAAGAUGGUGAUUUCUUGCUUGUAAAUCUUGUAAAUGAGCAGAUUCAUUUGUGGAACAUAAGGAACGAUCCCAUUCGAGUUAAACGGUACACUGGCCAUAAGCGCAGCCGGUUUGUGAUAAGGUCAUGUUUCGGUGGAUCUGAGCAGGCCUUUAUUGCCAGUGGAAGCGAAGACGCAAAGGUCUAUAUAUGGCACAGAGCUAGUGGAGAUGUUAUCGAGACCCUGUCUGGCCACUCUGGUGCGGUCAACUGCGUAAGCUGGAACCCUACAAAUCCACAUAUGCUUGCAUCUGCGAGCGAUGAUCAUACCAUUCGCAUAUGGGGGCUAAAGAAAGCCACCGUGAAGCGAAGGGACGCAGGCAGCAGCAGCGGCAGUAAUGGGAUCCACAUGAACGGCAGCGCCAACGGCAACGGUUUCGUUCACCAGUGCAACGGGAGCCGCAGCAAGUGA